AUGUUCUUAAUAAGAAGUAAAACGCUAAGUGGUCUAGAUUUUUCUGUUUUCACUUGUACAGUGGAUUUUGUCUAUCUAGAUUUCUGCUUCUUCAUUCAACAUCACAAAUAUUGGGAUAACAGUUGUUUCAAGAUUUCGGGGUACCAAGGUUAUAAGGCAUAUGAUGUACCUAAUGCAGAUUUCAGAGAGGCCUAUCCAAAGACGAGUUGCUCUUGCUCAUCUUUGUUCACCAGAGGAUCCAUAUUCAUCGAUGACAAAGGCAUGUGA
Molecule: messenger RNA, 267 nt
Organism: Arabis nemorensis
Lineage: Eukaryota; Viridiplantae; Streptophyta; Magnoliopsida; Brassicales; Brassicaceae
Source: the annotation of a GenBank genome assembly